AUGAGUUCCAAUGGCAGUGCUUUGAAGGGAUCAGCAACUCCUGAUUUGGCUAAACAGGUAUUGGUCUAGAAAUUGGCACAAUAAAUAGUAAAUCAAAUAGUGUCAGAUGAUGUGAUUGAUGAUAAAAUUGAAGAGGAAGAAAAUCAAAACAAAGACCCCACUUGCUGUUAAAUGUUUUGUGCUCCCUUUACCUUGAAGUAUUACUAACCAUUCUUCAACGAUUUGACAUCUAAAGUAAUAGCAUAAAAACUAUGGGCAUCGUUUUUUCCAUUCAAGGCCACCUUCUUUGAAAUACAAGACGGGAAACCAGAUUUAUAUGGGCCAGUCUGGAUUUAUGCCACUUUAGUAUUUGCAGUAGCUGCUGCAGGUAACAUUUCAGGUUAUUUGGCAACUCCAAGCAAUAUUGCAUUCCAUUACAAUUUCGAUUUCAUCCCAACAGCAUCCUCACUACUAUUUGGAAUAGCAUUACUAGUGCCGUUUGCAAUUUAUAUGGUUAUGAAAAUGUUGGGAGGCAGACAUCUUCACUUAACGUCCUUUAUAUGCAUAUAUGCCUAUGCUUAAACAUGCAUAAUACCUGUGUGUAUUGUAUGCUCAAUACCGAAUCCUUAAUUACAGUGGGGAGCAUUGAUUUAUGGAAUGAUUAAUUCAUCUUUGUUCUUGAUUGUCAAUUUUUGGGGAGAAUUGGAGAAGAACAUACAAACCAAGAAACAUAUAGUUAUCUGGUUGAUUGCUGGAUGCUAGGUAGUGUUGUUGUUAUUGUUCAAGAUGUACUUCUUCUUGUACGUAUACACGAAUCCUUAUACUGGAUCAAGAUUUGAUUAACUCACAAAGAUUGUUCAUACGGAUCACUUAUUCUUGCAUCACCAUCAAUAACAUUGA
Paramecium tetraurelia is the source of this 879-nucleotide messenger RNA. RefSeq lists its product as uncharacterized. NCBI's taxonomy places the organism in Eukaryota, Ciliophora, Oligohymenophorea, Peniculida, Parameciidae. Gene Ontology annotation, molecular function: small GTPase binding. Gene Ontology annotation, biological process: vesicle-mediated transport. The record is from RefSeq and is a predicted model, not a curated record. The transcript is spliced from 4 exons. Gene Ontology annotation, cellular component: Golgi apparatus; membrane.